GCAUGCCUUUGUAAUUAUUACAAAGUUGUUAGUAUAAUGUAUACUUAAUUUUAAAAAAAUGGCAGUGCAAACAACGAUUGGCGAAAGGCAUUUCCAAAAUACCGAAAGUAUUUUAUAGGUACUAUUUAUUCUUAAACUAUUUAUUCUUAAAUGUAAUGUGGUAUCAGUGAUCAACAUCUAUUCUGCAUUCGGGGGAAAUAUAAUGAGACAAAUGGUCAUAGAACUUCCAUUUGCCAAUCGACAUUUGCAGUUUGCAAUGAUAACGUCUUUUGAAAUAAGUUCCUUCGAUAACUUAAAGUAUAUUGUUGCGAUCACCUCAUGGCGUCAUAAUGCUAUGAUUUGUUAAACCUGGAACUAUAGAUUUACCGGACUAUAACUAUGCUGAACUAUAGAUUGGCUGGACUAUAUGCACAGCAAAAUAAAGUGGGCGUUCAAAGUUUCACUCCACCUGCUCUUCCUCUAAUUCACUAAAAACUGGUAGUCGACUCUGCCAAGUUUCGUCAUUAACAGGAUUCUUAAGGGCGGAUUGAAGAAGGUUUAAUCAUCACAAACCUAGUAACAACAAAUUAGUAGUGCGAGACGCAAAAACAUUACAACCAUAAACAACCAUAUAAGACAACUGGGCACGGACCCCGCGGGUAAAUAUGACCGAUAAUCCCACUGGCCCUCCUACGGUAACUUGACAAUGACCAGAACGAUUUUGGCAAUAAAAAUGUUGAUAAAUAAGGUCAUCCUUAACUCUGUAGAUUUUUUUUUUUCAAAACUGUUUAGCGAGGCGCUUUGUUUGUCUCACGCUUCGUUGGACAGCAAUUCAACUUUCAAGUAUUUCAUAUCUUCUACAUUAAGUAAAUGCAAUUUUCAAAUAUGAAUGAAGUCCAGCACAUCCCAAGUUUUUUUCAGUUCAUUUCUUUUUACGUCGGUCUGAUAUGCAGGGGAAGAGUUUUGUGGCAGCAGUCGAGUAUGCGUGACUAUGCAAAUAUAUAACGGAUCAAUCUUAGUCCAAGCGACCUUAUUAUACAUUUCCACAUGCCCUUUUUGAGGGUUUAGUUUAUUGUCAUUUGUUCGCUGUAGACAUAAAGAGCUCAUUUCUUAAAACCUCGCAUAAACCCAUAUUUGUGGAAAAGUCUGAGCGCAUUAAGUAUAUGCAAUUUUCAAAUAUGAAUGAAGUCCAGCACAUCCCAAGUUUUUUUCAGUUCAUUUCUUUUUACGUCGGUCUGAUAUGCAAGGGAAGAGUUUUGUGGCAGCAGACGAGAAUGCGUGACUAUGCAAAUAUAUAACGGAUCAAUCUUAGCCCAAGCGACCUUAUUAUACAUUUCCGCAUGCCCUUUUUGAGGGUUUAGUUUAUUGUCAUAUUUGUUCGCUGUAGACAUAAAGAGCUCAUUUCUUAAAACCUCGCAUAAACCCAUAUUUGUGGAAAAAUACGAGCGCAGGGCCUUGAUAUGCUUUCUCAAAAGAAGACCCAAAGCUGUGAUCGAGAGAGCAAAACGUCUGAAACGUCUUCUUGAGCAGGAAGUUGUUUAUGUCGAGAAACAGAGAGCUGCCGCUGUCGGGCAUAUUGAACAGACUCUUAUUAGCAUCACAGCAUACUUCAUGAGAUUGAUACAAGAAACCAACCAGCGCGCGGCAAAAGUGGAAAAGGGGAUUCAAGAAAAGAUCACAAAAGCGGAAGAAUAUCUAGAAAGGCUCGAAAGCAACGAGAAGAGAAAACAGGAAGGUACAUACGGGAACGAUAAAGAAACGUACGAGAACGAUGAAGAAACGUACGAGAAUGAGGAAGAGGAUCUUGAAAUCCCAGUGGAUUUUAUUUCCGUCCAUCUAGAGUACCAUCCCAAUACUGCUAUCCUUCAAGUUAUUGAAUGUGGUGAAGUAGGCAAGGUCGAGGUAUACCCUUGUUUAGUUGACCCAUCCAAGACUACUUGGACAAUAGAUAAAGAAUAUUGCAGAGAAGGUGAGAUGGUUACAAUGACCGUCAACACCAGACACACAUCCGGGUUAAGCACCUACUGUCCAAGGGAUGCCUUAGCUGUAGCCAUAAACGAUGGUUCCAAGUCCGAGCAGCUAUUACAGUGCAUUGAUUCCAAAACAGGAAUAUAUCAAUUCGAACUGACUGCGGGGAAACCUGGUGUUUAUCAUCUGUCAGUCAAAGUAAAUGGGAAGGGGGCUACAUCCGCCCAUGAACUAACUGUGCUACCGCCGGAAAAGUUCUCUGUCGAAAAUCCCCUCGGAAUAGACACCAUCGAUAUCAACCCAUCUACGUCUUUAGUGCUUGUCUGCGGCAGAAAAUAUCAUGAAGUGAAAAUGUUCCUGAGUCAUGGUGCGUUUGUGAGGACCAUCGGCAGCGGCCGCCUGAAGCAGCCUUGCUGUGUCGUACAUCUUCUAGACUCGAACCUGCUGCUGGUCUCAGACGUGGGCAACGAUGCCAUUUACACAUUAACUAACACUGGCGACUUCGUGGGGACAUUUUGCAAGAGUGGGCAUGGCAAAGGCGAGGUACGGGGGCCCCUUGGUUUAUCCCUUGGUAAAGAUGGCGAGGUUCUGGUGUGUGACAGCGUCAAUAACCGCAUACAGGUUCUUUCAUCAAAUGGGGAUUUCAUCAGGAGUUUUGGAGGCCGGGAAAGUAUGCAUUUCCGGUAUUGCGUUUACAGUCACGGGCUAUAUUACGUGACGGCUAGUGGUCACACAAGAGUCUCGGUGUUCAAUGAUCUAGGUGAGUUCGUGGACGUGUUCCGUGAUUGUCGAGGCGCGUUUCAUGUACUUCAUGAGCCAAGAGGUCUUGCCGUCUCACCCGAUGGUCAACUUGUGGCGGUUUGUGAGAAGGAUAAACACAUGGUUCACAUUUAUAGGGAUAGAAGGCUUGAACGAAGUAUCGGGUCCUUCGGUCGGGGGCCCCGGCAGUUUAACAUGCCCCAAGAUGUCAAGUGGCUAGGCGAGUCUCAGAUUAUUGUGAGUGACUACGGCAAUAAUAGAUUGCAAGUGUUGGACUUGCUAGAAGAGGGAUGCUUAGCAACGUAAGAGAGUGUGAAUUGAGUGACUAGACUUUAGUCAAGAAGACCUGAAUUACAUUCUUCGAGCCUUACUGGCCCCACUUUCGCUUACUCCUACAAAUGGAAUUUUCUAAUAGGACACCCCCACCCCUUCCCUUUCCCACAAUUUCCAAGAAUUUCAGCCGUGGAAAGCAGUGUUUAUAUGGAAUAUACAUUUGAGAUAUAGUGGAGUAAGGGUAAGAAUUUGGAUGAAUUGUAUCCCAUGAUGUCAUGAUAAAGAAUCUUAACAAUAGAUUGCAAGUGCUGGACUUGCUAGAAGAGGAUGCUUAGCGCUUUAUGAGAGUGUAAAUUGAGUAGCUAAUGUAUUGAGUAGCUACAAUAUUAGUCAUAAAGACUAGCUAGGGUUAGGGCUAGAAUUUGAGUAACUAGAAUUGUAUCAAAAAAUGACAUGAUAGUCGAUGUAUAUAUCUGUUAUAUUUGUUGCCUUCGUCUCCGCUGGCCAGGCGCGUCUCAAAUUAUUGUGACAAAAGAUUACAAGCGUUGAUUGUGCUGGGAGCUUAGAUAUUUAGCUGUGACAGUCUAUCAUGUUGACAUGUGCCUUUGUGUCUCCCAUAUAUUGUGUGCAAUAGUUGUUACAAUGUAGUUCUUAAAGAUUAAGUGUAGUACGUUACACGAAAUAUGAUCAUCUAUAAAUACAAACAGAUAUUUUACUGUG
Messenger RNA from Nematostella vectensis (starlet sea anemone), 3699 nucleotides. Its product is annotated as tripartite motif-containing protein 3. Gene Ontology annotation, biological process: protein polyubiquitination; proteasome-mediated ubiquitin-dependent protein catabolic process. The transcript has a single exon. Bases 1591 to 3012 code for a protein of 473 amino acids. The record is from RefSeq and is a predicted model, not a curated record. Gene Ontology annotation, molecular function: ubiquitin protein ligase activity; protein binding. Lineage: Eukaryota; Metazoa; Cnidaria; Anthozoa; Actiniaria; Edwardsiidae.